UCCCCUCUUCCCCUCAGACGGCCCUUCCUUCCUUCCCUUCCCCCGUCCCCCAUCCCGUCGUCGUCGUCUUCUCCACAAGAUGGCCGCCGGGCCCGUCCCCUGCCGUCACGUGACCCGCCCUCGGCUUCUCCUUGGCGACCGCUAGGCCCCAGCGGAACCUCGCCAUCGCUCCGAGGCCCGGGACGGACAGAAAGGACGACGAGAAAGAGGGCGGGAGGAAGAAGGACGCCGCUUUUAAGGAGUGCUAACCUCGAGCCCCACGGUACUCUUCAGGGAUGAGUCAUGUGGCGGUGGAAAAUGCGCUCGGGCUGGAUCAGCAGUUUGCUGGCCUAGACCUGAAUUCGUCAGAUAACCAGAGUGGAGGAAGUACAGCAAGCAAAGGCCGUUACAUUCCUCCUCAUUUAAGGAACAGAGAAGCAUCGAAAGGAUUCUAUGACAAAGAUUGUUCGGGAUGGAAUUCUGGUAAAGAUAAGGAUGCUUACAGCAGCUUCGGCUCCCGUAACGAUGCAAGAGGGAAGUCUAGUUUCUUCAGCGAUCGUGGGAGUGGGUCAAGAGGAAGAUUCGAUGAUCGUGGAAGAAGCGAUUAUGAUGGAAUGGGCAGUCGUGACAGGGGUGGCUUUGGGAAAUUUGAGCGUGGUGGAAACAGUCGUUGGUCUGAUAAGUCAGAUGAAGAUGAUUGGUCUAAACCUCUUCCACCAAGUGACCGCUUGGAACAGGAACUCUUUUCUGGAGGAAACACUGGCAUUAACUUUGAGAAGUAUGAUGACAUUCCUGUCGAAGCAACUGGCAGCAACUGUCCUCCCCAUAUUGAAAGUUUCAGUGAUGUUGAGAUGGGAGAAAUUAUUAUGGGGAAUAUUGAGCUCACUCGUUACACCCGUCCUACUCCAGUGCAGAAACAUGCUAUUCCUAUCAUCAAAGAGAAGAGAGAUUUGAUGGCGUGUGCCCAAACAGGUUCUGGGAAGACGGCUGCAUUUCUUCUACCCAUUUUGAGUCAGAUCUAUUCAGAUGGUCCAGGGGAGGCGUUAAGGGCCAUGAAGGAAAAUGGAAGAUAUGGACGCCGCAAACAAUAUCCAAUCUCUCUAGUUUUAGCACCAACAAGAGAAUUGGCAGUGCAAAUCUACGAAGAAGCCAGAAAGUUUGCCUACCGAUCAAGAGUCCGCCCUUGUGUGGUUUAUGGUGGUGCUGAUAUUGGUCAGCAAAUUCGAGAUCUGGAACGUGGAUGCCACUUGCUGGUGGCGACUCCGGGGCGUCUGGUAGAUAUGAUGGAAAGGGGAAAGAUUGGCCUAGACUUUUGCAAGUACUUAGUUUUGGAUGAAGCCGAUCGUAUGCUCGAUAUGGGGUUUGAACCUCAGAUUCGUCGCAUAGUCGAACAAGAUACUAUGCCUCAGAAGGGAAUUCGUCACACCAUGAUGUUCAGUGCUACUUUUCCUAAGGAAAUACAGAUGCUUGCUCGUGACUUCCUGGAUGAGUAUAUCUUUCUCGCUGUAGGCAGAGUUGGUUCUACAUCUGAGAACAUCACACAGAAAGUAGUGUGGGUGGAAGAAUCAGACAAACGGUCAUUCCUGCUUGACCUCCUAAAUGCCACAGGUAAAGAAAGUUACGACGAAUUUCAACACCGCUCUGGUGCCUCAGGCAAGGAUUCAUUGACCUUGGUGUUUGUGGAGACAAAAAAGGGAGCCGACUCUCUGGAGGACUUCCUUUACCAUGAGGGGUAUGCUUGUACCAGUAUCCAUGGAGACCGGUCUCAGAGGGACCGAGAAGAAGCACUUCAUCAGUUUCGCUCAGGAAAAAGCCCGAUCUUAGUGGCUACAGCAGUGGCAGCAAGAGGCCUAGACAUUUCAAAUGUGAAGCAUGUCAUCAACUUUGACCUGCCAAGUGAUAUUGAGGAGUAUGUUCAUCGCAUUGGCCGAACAGGACGUGUUGGGAACCUCGGUCUUGCCACAUCAUUCUUCAAUGAGAGGAACAUAAACAUUACCAAGGAUUUGCUGGAUCUUCUAGUUGAAGCUAAACAGGAAGUACCAUCUUGGUUAGAAAACAUGGCGUAUGAGCAUCAUUACAAGGGUAGCAGCCGUGGACGUUCUAAGAGCAGUAGAUUCAGCGGAGGAUUCGGUGCCAGAGACUACCGACAAAGUAGUGGCGCCAGCAGCUCCAGCUUCAGCAGUAGCCGACCAAGCAGCAGCCGAAGUGGUGGUGGAGGUGGUGGUGGUCACGGCGGUAGCCGAGGAUUCGGUGGAGGUGGCUACGGAGGCUUCUACAACAGCGACGGCUAUGGCGGAAACUAUAACUCCCAAGGGGUUGACUGGUGGGGUAACUGAAGCUGCUUGCAGCAGAUCUCACCCUACCCAACAAGCUAAUAUGGAAACCACAUGUAACUUAGCCAGACUAUACCUUGUGUAGCUUCAAGAACUCGCAGUACAUUACCAGCUGUGAUUCUCCACUGAAAUUUUUUUUUUAAAGGGAGCUCAAGGUCACAAGAAGAAAAGAAAGGAAACAAUCAGCCCUAUUCAGAAGGUGGUUUGAAAACUUCAUUGCUGUAGUUUGGAUUAACUCCCCUCCCACCCCACCCCAAACUGCAUUUAUAAUUUUGUGACUGAGGAUCAUUUGUUUGUUAAUGUACUGUGCCUUUAACUUUAGACAACUUUUAUUUUGAUGUCCUGUUGGCUCAGUAAUGCUCAAGAUAUCAAUUGUUUCGGAAAAAAAAAUAAAUUUACUGAACUUGGGCUAAAAAUCAAACCUUGGCACACAGGUGUGAUACAACUUAAACAGGAAUCAUCGAUUCAUCCAUAAUAUUUCAAGGAAAAAAAAACUUAUGCGGUAGCCUGCAUUAGGGCUUUUGAUACUUGCAGAUUUGGAAAAAAAAAAAACAACCAAACAAACAUCUUGAAGCAUAUCAGUGGAAUUAGUUUCUAAUGUGGCAAACUGUACUAAGUUAAAGUUCUGAUUUGCUCACUCUAUCCUGGAUAGGUACUUAGAACCUGAUAGUCUUUAAUAAGCCAUUCCAGUCAUGAUGAGGUGAUGUAUGGAUACAUGCAUACAUUCGAAGCACUGUUUUCAAAGUUAAUGCAAGUAAAUACAGCAAUUCCUCUUUCAAUGUUUAGGCAGAUCAUUAACUAAUGUGAGCUAGCCAAACGUGGGCAGAAUAUUACAGGGAAAGUUUAAAGGUCUGAUAACUUGAAAUAGUUUUUAGGAGAAUUCAUCCUCUAUUUAGACUUUUUAAAUGCCUGCCAUAUGAAAUUGAAAUGGUAGAAUGGCUGACCACAGCAGUGACCGGUCCUCUUCGUGGACCUGGCUGAUAUUGGUCUAAUAACGCAUGCUAGUGUUGAUGUUUUUUGGUCAAGAGGGUAUGAACAGGAAGAAUUAUGCAGCAGGCUUUAUUUUAAUGCAGAUUCACAUUACUCUGUUCAAGCUGCGUUGAGAUGUUAAACUGGCUUACUGUAGACUUUGUAAAAUGGCUCCAGAAGAGUAACAAACGGAAAUUUUGAGAUCACAGAGGUUGGAAAUAUGUACAUAACUGCACAAGGUGUCAAUUCUGCUAUUCAGUGCAGUUUUAGUCAGUUUUAGUUGCAUAGGUUUCCAUUGUAUUUAUAGUCUGUUUAUGCUAAAUCUGGCCAAAGAUGAGUAUUUGUCCACCACUAAAAUGCCUCUGCCACUUGGGAUUUCCAUGUGCUAACUCUGUGGCCAGAGCGCCGUGAUCAAAACUCUCAAUCUUUUUACAGUGGCAUAGGAAGACGGCAAAAAUCUCCUAAAGUGCAAUAGAUUUUUUCAAGUGUAUUGUGCCUUGUUCUAAAACUUUUAUUAAGUAGGUGCACUUGACAGUAUUGAGGUCAUUUGUUAUGGUGCUAUUUCAAUUAGUCUAGGUUUAGGCCCUUGUACAUUUUGCCCAUAACUUUUUACAAAAUACUUCUUUUAUUGCACAUUCAGAGAAUUUUAUAUAUAUGUCUUGUGUGCGUGUCCUUAAACUUCCAAUCUUAUUUUGUCUCUUGGAGAUUGUUGAACGCAGCUUGUCUAAGAAAGGGAAGAGACUAGAUUCUAAAAUUUAUUUGGGACCACGGGAAUGAUAGUUGGGAAGAAAACUAUUUGCACACGACAGAUUUCUAGAUACUUUUUGCUGCUAGUUUUGUGUAAUAUUUAUUGAACAUUUUGACAAAUAUUUAUUUUUGUAAGCCUAAAAGUGAUUCUUUGAAAGUUUAAAGAAACUUGACCAAAAGACAGUACAAAAACACUGGCACUUGAAUGUUGAAUGUCACCGUAUGCGUGAAAUUAUAUAUUUCGGGGUAGUGUGAGCUUUUAAUGUUUAAGUCAUAUUAAACUCUUAAGUCAAAUUAAGCAGACCCGGCAUUGGCAGUGUAGCCAUAACUUUCUGAUGUUAGUAAAAUUAAUUGGCAACUUAAAAAAUUAAAACAUGCCAAGGUUUUGAUACACUUGUCUUAAGAUAUUAAUGAAACACUUCUAAAACACUGAUGUGAAGUGUCCAGAUUCUCAGAUGUUUGUUGCGUGAGUUUUGUUUAGUUGUGUGUUUUAUUUUAUUUUAUUUUUAUUUUUUUUUUCAGUGAAUGUCUGGCACAUUGCAAUCCUCAAACAUGUGGUUAUCUUUGUUGUAUUGGCAUAAUCAGUGACUUGUACAUUCAGCGAUAGCAUUUUAGCAAGUUUUAUCAGCCAGCAAUAUUUUCAGUUCACUAAGGAUUCAAAAAUCAUAUGCAAGAAUGGACCUAAACUUGCUGAAUGUAAAGAUUGAACUUCAAGUCACUGUAGGUUUAGUAAUUGCUUAUUGUAUUAGUUUAGAUGCUAGCACUGCAUGUGCUGUGCAUAUUCUGGUUUUAUUAAAAUAAAAAGUUGAACUGCA
Molecule: messenger RNA, 4843 nt
Organism: Tachyglossus aculeatus (Australian echidna)
Lineage: Eukaryota; Metazoa; Chordata; Mammalia; Monotremata; Tachyglossidae
Gene: DDX3X
Product: DEAD-box helicase 3 X-linked
Exons: 18
Coding region: 276-2315 (679 amino acids)
Biological process (GO): gamete generation; cell differentiation
Cellular component (GO): P granule; nucleus
Molecular function (GO): RNA helicase activity; RNA binding; ATP binding
Source: RefSeq, a predicted model, not a curated record